Molecule: messenger RNA, 1055 nt
Organism: Lutzomyia longipalpis
Lineage: Eukaryota; Metazoa; Arthropoda; Insecta; Diptera; Psychodidae
Product: chymotrypsin-1-like
Exons: 3
Coding region: 30-854 (274 amino acids)
Biological process (GO): proteolysis
Molecular function (GO): serine-type endopeptidase activity
Source: RefSeq, a predicted model, not a curated record
AAACGAGUUGAAUUCUAAAAUCCGCAACAAUGAGGUGCAAAGUAGCAGUUGUAGCAGUUAUUGGUGUUCUAUCUUGGGGUAUUGUGGGGCAGGAAAUUUCAACGCAGGAUUCUAGUACAAAAGGAGAACAAAGGAUUGUUGGAGGGAAAAAUGCUGAGGAACCAUAUCCUUAUCAAAUUUCCCUUCAAGUGUUUGUCAAGGGUAACAAAGUGGGACCAUUUGGGCGGGAUGAUGGCUAUCGUCACAACUGCGGAGGAUCCAUCAUCAAUGACUAUUAUGUUGUCACAGCAGCUCAUUGCGUUGAAGACUAUUCGGUAGACCGUCUUGAAAUCCUAGCUGGAACAAGUAAAUUGGACAGUGGGGGUGAGAGAUACAAAGUUGACAACUAUCUGAUUCAUCCUGACUAUGAAGUCCUCAAUACAAGUGACAUUGCUUUGAUAAGAACAACUGAACCAUUCAAUUUCUCCAAUCCAAAUAUUGGAACGAUUGAUUACAAUGACGAAUACAUUGGGGGUGGAGUUGAAUGCGUUCUCACAGGAUGGGGCUAUACCACCCCCAUUAGAAUUGGAAAUCCACCAAAUGAUCUCCAGGAAGUUUAUGUUCCAACAAUUACAAAUGAACAGUGCAGAGAAGAAGGGAUGAGUGUUAAUCCAACGGAAAUUUGUACAAAGUCUGAAAAACUUUUUACAGGAGCAUGUGGGGGGGACUCUGGUGGUCCUUUGGCUAUCAAGGAGCGUAAUCUUUUAGUUGGGAUUGUAUCGUAUGGUACCAUUAUAUGUGCUAUUGGGUCUCCUGAUGUCUUCACAAGGGCUUCAGCAUUCAAGGAAUGGAUUGACGAAAACAGUCAAGCUUAAUUUAAAAUAUAUUUUCUUACGAAAUAACAUUUCCAAAUAACAAAUUAAUAAAUUUAACGCAUGGUAAUGAAUUUUUUAUAAACAUAUUAUCAAUGAUAAAACAAAAUGUUAAUAUUUGUUUUCGUGUGUAGCUGAUGAGGUAAUAAAGAGAGAUAACAUAAAUUUAAACUUUUGUUUAUAGAGAAAUUCUUGGAUGGCAAG